This is a messenger RNA of Rhincodon typus (whale shark), 1357 nucleotides long. Its product is annotated as zinc finger protein 239-like. The transcript has 3 exons. The coding region runs from base 797 to 1246 and encodes 149 amino acids. The record is from RefSeq and is a predicted model, not a curated record. Lineage: Eukaryota; Metazoa; Chordata; Chondrichthyes; Orectolobiformes; Rhincodontidae.
UCGUCCUGUAGUUGGAGGAUCGUGAGCGUCAGCGCCCGGCUAACCCCGCCCCUUUCUUGUUCUUGGUCAGACAAUUUUAUCAAUCAGAGCAACCAGAAUUGGACGCAGUACUCCAGAAGAAGCCUCUCAACAUCCGAGACAAUCGCAUAUGACGUACCAGCUCCUGCACACAGAAGAUCUGAGCAAUGAAGGGUAUUCGAAGAGGAAGAUUUGCAGUGGGGGGACUUGAAAUCAAACAUCACUUCAGGAUCUGAUGGAGUCACCCAGUUUAUCGUAACGCGAAUAUCAUUUGAUUUUGAAAAUGGAAGGAAAAAACACCGUUCGCAGCGGGGAGAAACUAUACACGUGUUGUAUGUGUGGACAAGGCUUCAGCAGAUCAUCUACCCUGUUGCAGCAUGAAUACAGUCACACUGGGGAGAGGCCAUUCGUCUGUUCUGACUGUGGGAAAGGAUUCACGCAAACAUCCACCCUGCUGAAACCCCAGCAAGUUCACACAGAUAGCAGACUGUUUAAAUGCUCAGACUGUGGGAAGCUCUGGUGCCCUGAAGCUGCAUCAACGUGUUCACACUGGUGAAAGACCCUUCAGUUGCUCUCAUUGUGGGUCUGGAUUCAAGCAAUCAUCUACCUCACUGAACACCAGCGGAUUCACGCUGGGGAGAGACCAUUCACCUGCUCAGAAUGUGGGAAGACAUUUGCUCGGAAAUCCACCCUACUGAAACACCAGCAAGUUCACACAAAGGACAGACCUUAUAAGUGCCCAGACUGUGGGACAUGCUACAAAAGAUCUGGGGACGUGAUGUUGCAUCAACGUAUUCACACUGACGAGAGACCGUUCAGGUGCUCCCACUGUGGGACUGGGUUCAGGCGGUCAUUCCAACUCACUGUACACCGACGAACGUACACUGGGGAGAGGCCGUAUACCUGCACUGAGUGUGGGAAGGAAUUUGCUCAGAAAUCCAACCUGCUUAAACACCAGCAACUUCACACAGAAGAGAGACCUUUUCAAUGCCCAGAAUGUGAGAAGUGUUUUAAAAGGUCUGGGGACCUGAUGUCACAUCAACGUGUUCAUAGUGAUGAGAAACCGUUCAAGUGCUCUCACUGUGGGGCUGGGUUCAAGUGGUCAACCCAACUCACUGCCCACCAGCGAUCUCACACAGGAGAGAGGCCGUACACCUGCACUGACUGUGGGAAGGGAUUCACUGUGAAAUCCAGCCUGCUAAAACACCAGCGAGUUCAUGAGCAUUGACAGUGACUGGUUUUCGCUGUGAAUAAAUCCCCACUUCCUCGUGUUCCUCCCUCUCUGCCAGAACGUCUGGAUGACAAUGAAAUAAAUCCACUUUUUAAAAUGUCUCAUGUA